AUGUCUUACGCCGAGCAUGGACCGCGCAUCUUUUUGGCGGGCAGACCAAGCAGUGGUGCACCCUUGACUUAUGGGGAUUACGUCUUGCCGAAAAAAAGAUCGGAAGGUCGUUUGAAGCAGUACAAUUCAUGUAGAGACAUCCGAGCUUGGAGUCCAAACAUCUUAGAGAGUACGCGUUACUUUCGCGAGCUCAACGAACAUGAUCCUGCGCCAGAAAGAGUGAUACCAUUCAAUGUAGUAAUGGAAAACAUGAUAAGACUUACGGCUCAAGCCCAAAAUGAGCUUCGUGUUGUACAGCGAGAACUGCGAAAAUAUAAAUCCUUGAAGCUUACUUCGGAACAACAGAAAUAUCUGGAAAAUUUCGACAAAGCCGUCGUGAUUAAUGAGACAGAAGAAAUGAAAGUAGAAGCUAUAAUAAGACCGCUCUCUCAGGAAGGAUCAUUCAAUGCAAAUAAGAUUGCUGCCGUGCAACAUUCCGAUAUGUAUCUGUCCAUGUAUUUUCAUCCCGGUAGGAGAUUCCGAUACGAUAGAGGAGUCCAGAAUUUCUUAUUAACUAAUACGCACGUUUUGAAAGAGAAUCUGAACGCGAAAUCAUUAUCGGGAAAUAAUACUUAUCUGGUGUCGCGCGUAACAUCCUGCGAUAUAUUAACCGAAGCGAGAUCCGCGCGAGAGUAUAGCGAUCAAACGAGCACUUAUAUCGAGUACGUUGACGCAUCUUCUCAAGUGAUGCAUGAUGUUUGCGAGGUGGGUGUACAAACGGACAGGUACAAAAAUGACGCUUACGAGGGACAAUCUAAUGUCGACUCGUCGUCUAGUCAAUACUGCGAAAGCAGCGAAAGCGUAUCAACAUCAGAGAGCGAGUUAAGAAUAAACAUGGAGCCUGAAAUUUGUGAGAAAAAUCAUAAGGGAAUGAAGGAAGAUGAGCUAGAAGAGCUGCGAGAAUUGAAUAAGCAUUUGCAAACAUUGUUAAAAGAAGAGGAUGAAAAUGCAAACAUUUUGAGACGUAAUUUUAAUAUUUUGCAAGAAAAGUUGAAAAUAGUAAACGACAAGCGCAAUGUCGAAGUGGAAAAUUUAAGUGCAAAACUUUCUUCUUCGGAGUGUCUGGUGGAUCAGUUGAAGAUAGAGUUAGGUAGAAAAUGUCAAGUUUGUUAUUUGCAAUCGCAAGAAAUCCAAAAGCUUAGGCAGGAAGUUAAAGAAGCAGAAGUACUUUCUAUAGAAAACCAGUCUCUUGCGCGGAAGAUGAAAGAGAUGGAACAUUUAUCGAAAGAGGCGGAAAGCUGCGGCAUUGCUUUAGAACAGGUGAAAAAUGUCUGGCGGGAGCGGGAUAUGCUUCAGAAGCAAUAUCGCGAGCAAAGUUGCACGUUGGCGGACAGAGAAGACGAAAUAAAACGACUAUUGACGUUGAUAAAGCAAAUGUCUGUCGAGGCAGACACUCGUGAGGUAGAGAUGAAUGAUGUAGUGGCCAACUUGAAAAAUGAGAUUCAGGUGAAAAACGAGAAGAUCUCGCAGUGCGAAAUGCAGCUAAUUUGCAUGGAGCGGGAAGUCGGUAAUCUGACUAACAUGCUGAAAAGUAGUUUGAACAAUUUGGACGAGUCUAAGAUAGCGUAUGAGGGGAUUUGCGAGUACACCAAAUGCGAGCACGACACUUGCUUAGAUGUCCAGAGCGCGUUGUCCGCUUUAAAAGCGUUCAUAGCCGAGUUGGAGGAGUGUAAACUAGAACGACGUAAUCGUCUGCGGGAAAUAGAUAACUUAAAGGCUUAUGUGGCAUGUUACAGCCAAGAGUCCGUCAGCGAGAUUACAAACACAGAUUUUGAUACCGGAAACGGAUCGAUCCAGCCGGCUGCAGAAGACUCCACGUCGAGUAAUUGCGGUGAUGAUUUAUCUAAAGAAUUAGUUAACGUUCAGAUUCAGUCGGAUGAUAUUGACUCUAGUGCGACAUGUUCCGAAGAGUCGGGAAAAAUAGAAUUGAACGAAGUAAUUUCGUACGAGGAAAUCGAUCACGCUCUCGCCACGCAUAUCAAACGUUCCAUCGACAAGAUACACGAGAUAUCCACAGUUCUUCAAGGCGCCGGGGAUUAUCACGUGCAGAUCGUUAAAGAGUUCGCGAAGCAGCAGCAGGAGCUGCAAAAGAAGGAUCUCGAGAUAACGAAAUUAAAACAAAAAGUGGCAGAGCAUAUGUUGCAGAGGGGCGAAGGGGAUUGCAUGAUUCAAGAGCAGAUAAGAAAAAGAAUGCUGGAGAAGGAGAAAGUAUUGGAAACUGUAAUAAAUAAGAGAGACUCGGAGAUUGAGAGAUUGCACGAAGAUGUUCUCGCGUUGAAAAGCGAAAACGUUGAUCUUUUCGAUACAAACACUGCGCAAAACGAGGAAUUAAGAGUACAGAGAGAUCAGAUGCGAGGAAACGAAUAA
Molecule: messenger RNA, 2406 nt
Organism: Cataglyphis hispanica
Lineage: Eukaryota; Metazoa; Arthropoda; Insecta; Hymenoptera; Formicidae
Product: myosin-11-like
Exons: 12
Coding region: 1-2406 (801 amino acids)
Source: RefSeq, a predicted model, not a curated record